Brachypodium distachyon (stiff brome) is the source of this 2410-nucleotide messenger RNA. RefSeq names its product PHD finger protein At1g33420. The coding region runs from base 204 to 2351 and encodes 715 amino acids. The transcript is spliced from 5 exons. The record is from RefSeq and is a predicted model, not a curated record. NCBI's taxonomy places the organism in Eukaryota, Viridiplantae, Streptophyta, Magnoliopsida, Poales, Poaceae.
AACCCACUCUCCAGUCUCCCCCUCAUCCACCAUGAUCUGAAAAUACGAAAAUCUUUCCCUUCCCUCUCGGCGCGAUCCCAAAUUCCCCCCCGCCCCGCCCCGCCCCUGUUUGAAAAUUUUCGAACGGAUCCGAUCUAAGCCGCGCCUCCUUCCCACCCCCGCCUCUACCGCGCCACUCCCCUUCCCAGACCGGAUCUGCUCCCAUGGCGGUGCACGGGCGGCCGACGAAGCGGCGGAUCUGCUCCUCCUUCGCCUCGCCCAUGGCGGUGCACGGCCGGCCGGCGAAGCGGGCGCGGGUGACGGCCGAGCCGUGCCUCCUCGACGUGCGGGCGUUCAAGGAGGAGCGGGCCCGCGCCGGGGCCUUCGGCGCCAACGUGCGGGGGUUCCUCUCCCGGUACGCUUCUCCGGCGGCGGCGGCGGCCGGGGAAUGGGGGGAGGAGGGCGUGAUGGGCGCCGGCGCCGGCGCGGCUUGGCUGGUAGGUUUCCGGGUGGGCGAGGACGGCGAGGCGUCUGUCGUGGUCAUGGACGUGGUCGAGGAGGACGUACCCGGGGCCAGGCGCGUCUACUGCGACCACUGUACCGUCGCCGGCUGGAGCAGACACCCUGUUUGUGGGAAGAAGUACCACUUCAUAUUUCGGAACAAGAACACGCCCAACUGCAAAACCUGCAGGCGUUGUGGGUUGAUGGUGGGAUUGUUUGAGACAAGGUGCCCGUCGUGCAAUACUGGGUCUGGGUUACCCAAUGAUGGUCUGGAAGGUUGGGACUAUUCGCAGUUGGAUGACCCACGCCAUUUGCUGCACGGCAUAGUUCACGAAAAUGGGUUUGGCCACCUUGUACGAAUCAAUGGCCAUGAAGGUGGCUCCACCAUUUUGACAGGAUACCAACUGAUGGACUUCUGGGAUAGUCUAUGUAGAUACCUCAGAGUCAGAAAGGUCUCUGUGAUGGAUGUCUCAAAGAAAUUUGAGGUUGAUUGCCGGAUUCUACAUGCCAUUGCCAGUGGCAGUUCUUGGUAUGGUCAGUGGGGAUUCAAACUUGGCAGUGGAAGCUUUGGAAUAACACCUGAAGCCUACUACAAAGCCAUGGACGACCUCUCCUCAGUGCCGCUCUCCCACUUCUUCCCUCACUCCCGGUCUCCUCGAAACCAACUGCAGGAUACCAUUUCUCUCUACCAAUCCCUUUCAAAGCGCCCUCUCACUGUUGUCCGUGAUCUGUUCCUCUAUAUUCUGGGGCUUGCUGCAAGCAAAAGUGUUCAUAACCAUCUAUUGGCAAUGCACAAAAAAGAGCCAGAAUAUGAUACCAAUUCGAAAGAGGGAAGAUGGACUGAUGAUGAAAGUAAGCGAGCAACUGAUGUUGCCCUGAAAUUUCUCCGUGCUGCAGAUAGGUGGGUUGCUAUGCGCACCCUAAGGGCAGCUACAGCCCAUACAAUCGGUUCCCCGCAGCUGGUUGAUUACUGCAUCAAGACCAUUGGUGGCGCAAGAACCAACGAUGGGCUGGUUGUUGUAGCUCAAUGCAACAGUGAGACAAACUCAGUGGAGUACAGGCUUAUGAAGGAAGCCACCCUAGUACCGAAGAAUGCGUGCGUGCCAAGUCGAGAACAUCUUCUCCGUGACAUUAAGUUCCUGUAUGAUGCACUACUCUACCCACAUACAAUGCAUCCUUAUAAGCCAGAACAGAUUCAUGAAGGUGCCAAGAAAUCUGCCAUGAUCCUGUUGGACUGCAAGCAAUUCAUCAAGCAUUAUGACUUAGAGGAAGACUUCUUGCCUCAAAAUCCAUCCAUGUUGCACAUUUGGUGUCAAGUGGAGCUAUUGGAUCAGGUUACUGAUCCACCAUGCCUCCCUGCAGAGCUUUUAACACUUCCACCAACAGCAACUGUUGCUGAUUUGAAGGUGGAGGCUACAAGAACAUUCCGAGAUAUGUACUUGAUGUUACAGAGCUUUGUAGUGACCCAGCUUCUUGAUUGUGCAUCUGCAAGUGACACAACUCAACUCAAACUCUUAUUUGGAGCGAAUGGGUCUGUUCGCAUCCAAGGGAAGUGUGUUGGAGGUGAGCGCAGGGUUACAAUUUAUCGGAUGGAAAGGGGUGUGGAGAAAUGGACAGUGAAGUGUUCAUGUGGAGCCAAGGAUGAUGAUGGCGAGAGGAUGCUGUCUUGUGACUCUUGCCAUGUGUGGCAGCACACUAGGUGUGCUGGGAUUAGCGACUUUGAUCAGGUGCCAAAGAGAUAUGUAUGUGCAUCAUGUAAAUUACUCCACAGGCCUAAGAUGUAUAGUAAUUUCCCUAACAAAAGAUGUAAGACCGGCACUGGUGCUUUUAGUCAUGCCAGCAGGGGAUCGUGGGGUUCUCGCAUCCGUUAACAUGUACAUAUCAACAUUGAGUUCUUAAUAUGAAGCAUGCAAGUUUUUCAUGACUGCUA